Molecule: messenger RNA, 2151 nt
Organism: Penicillium alfredii
Lineage: Eukaryota; Fungi; Ascomycota; Eurotiomycetes; Eurotiales; Aspergillaceae
Exons: 1
Coding region: 1-2151 (716 amino acids)
Source: RefSeq, a predicted model, not a curated record
AUGCGUCUGCUUCCUCUCCUGACCGCAUUUUUCUUCGCGGCCCAGUCUGCCAAUUCGGCCGCGACAUCUUCUACGGCUGUUGUACAUGCGGCCGCUCAAAGCGCGACGGAUGCCGCAUCGUCGCAGGAGAACACCCCGACCCCUUCUGCAAAGGAGAAUGGGCCCAAGGAGGACACUACUUCGUCCAAUUCUGAGUCUUCUGAAUCGACCUCCUCGUCAGGCCCAAACCUUGUCGCAUCCGCGACCAAUGGCUUGAACUCAGUGGCAGGUGCCUCCACUGGCGGCGGGUCAUCGAGCUCCGAAUCCUCCGAGCCCACUGGGACCAGCAGCUCUGGAUCAUCUUCGUCUACCUCCAGUACCAAGUCGGGUAACUCAGGGAGCUCGACCACCUCGGAUUCAGACAGCCCGCUGGCCUCCACUCUCAACAAACUGUUGGGCGGCCUGGGCGGAGACGCUGGCGGUUUUGGGGAUCUUGGAGAUUUGAUCAAGGGCCUGGAGAACCUGUUGAACCCUAGUUUUUUGAAAGAGGUCACCGACACCUUCAAGUUCCUGUCGACAUCGUUGGCCCCGCCAGUAGACACCCAAAUUCGAUCACUGGUCGGCAAUGCCAAUUCCCUCUUGACCCAGGAUUUCACCAAAAAGGUGGAGGGUCUGAUCGACAACGCCAGCGACCUCCUGACUGAGAAGAACACGAAGGAGAUCAUGACCUUGAUUGGCAAUGGCAACAAGCUCUUGACCUCCUCGUUCGUGGAUAAGACGAACAACCUUAUCGACAAUGCCAACAACCUCCUCACCAAGUCGUUUGCCGAGAAGACCGAGAAGCUGAUCGACAACGCCAACGACCUCCUCACUUCUGGUUUCGUUAAGAAGGUAGACAGUCUGAUCGACAACGCCAGCGACCUCUUGACCAAGGAAGACACCAAGGCUAUCAAGAACCUUGUUAACAAUGGCAACAAGCUGCUGACCGACGACUUUGUCGACACGACCUCCAAGUUGAUCAAGCAGGCCGGCCCUCUCAUCGAUGAUGCCAGCAAGCUUCUCACCGACAACAAUGUCAAGGAGAUUGAGCACUUGGUCAAGAAUGCCAACUCUCUGCUCACGGACGGAUUUGUCAACAAGACCUCUGAUCUGAUUGACGAAGCUAGCGAGCUCCUGACGCCCAAGGUGGUUGACGGACUCAAGGACCUGCUGACGGAGAUUACUCCGCUGCUGCCGCAGCUCAAGUCAUUCCUGAAGCCGGGUACUUUCAAGGAGCUGGAGUCGCUUCUGAAGAAUGCAAACGAUCUUCUCACUCCCGAAUUCGUCAAGGACACGUCGGGCUUGGUCAGCUACGCCGGCGACCUCCUCACGCCAGAUGUGACCAAGAGCCUCAAGUCGCUGCUCAAGGAUAUCGUGCCUUUGAUGCCAGAACUGCAGAGGUUGCUGAAGCCGGCCACUAUCUCGGCUAUCAGCUCUCUGCUGAACAAUGCCAACGACCUGCUCACCCCGAAGUUUGUCAACGAGACAUCGAGCCUGGUCAGCGAAGCUGGCGAUCUCUUGACUCCCUCGCUUGUCGACGGUCUGAAAGAUCUGCUCAAGGACGUGAUCCCAAUCAUCCCCGAGCUCAAGAAGCUGCUGAAGCCCAGCACGAUCUCUGCCAUCAGCUCUCUCCUGAACAACGCCAACGACCUGCUCACGCCCAAGUUCGUCAAUGAAACCACCUCGCUGGUGGGUGGCGCCGACGAUCUGCUGCAGCCCAACAUCAUCCACGGACUCAAGGAGCUGCUGGACGAUGUGAUCCCACUGAUCCCCGACCUACGCAUGUCGCUGCUGAACUCGACCAUCAUCAAGGACGUGGGCUACCUCCUGACCAACGCAACGGAUCUGCUCACGCCGCACUUCGUCGACGAAACCACUUCGCUGGUCGGCGGCGCCGACGAGCUGCUCUCACCCGAGCUGAUCAAGGACCUCAAGCCGCUGCUCAGCGAAGUCGGCAAGGUCACGCCCGAGAUCAAGUCGCUGCUGAAGCCGGCCACCUUCAAGGAGCUCAGCUCCGUCCUCGACAACGCCAACGACCUGUUGUCGCCCAAGUUUGUUAAUGAGACAUCCGUGCUUAUUGAUGAUGUCACGAAAUUCUUGCCCUUGAUUGAGCAGCUGCUCAACGCGCUAUAG